Anolis sagrei ordinatus is the source of this 5983-nucleotide messenger RNA. Its product is annotated as Krueppel-like factor 5. Gene Ontology annotation, molecular function: RNA polymerase II cis-regulatory region sequence-specific DNA binding; DNA-binding transcription factor activity, RNA polymerase II-specific. The record is from RefSeq and is a predicted model, not a curated record. Gene Ontology annotation, biological process: regulation of transcription by RNA polymerase II. Lineage: Eukaryota; Metazoa; Chordata; Lepidosauria; Squamata; Anolidae.
UCUUUCUGCAACAAUUGGGAAUUCUUAAGGCUACAGAGCACCUGGAUUCCUCAGGACUGGCAGGCAGGCAUGCUUCGGCGUUCCUGAGCACAGGCCACGCUUGAUCCCCGCAAAGCCUGCUUUUUCUGCUCUGUUUUUGUGGGUUCGUAACCCAUCAGGGUGGGACUGGCCAGGAUGAGUAGUAGUGGGAUAGUCCUGAGCGCCCCGCUUUCCGAGGAAAGUACAGCAUUCACCCCUCUGAAGCCUGUGGUGAUGUCUAGAGAAACAAACGAAGACCCGUCUGUCUUUGAGGACAUCAAGCCACCUGUGCGGAUGCUGGAGACCCCCCAGGAUUUGGCCCAGGCCCGUUCGGAGAUGGACAAGUACCUCUCGGGGCAAUCUCUCCCAGCGCCUGCCUUGCCAGACAAGAAGUACCGGCGGGAGAGUGCCUCGGUGGUGGACGAGUAUUUCUCCACUGAAAAACCCUCUCCGUACAGUGUGAACAUCAACGUGAUCUUGCCGGACACCACCCACCUGCGGACGGGCCUCUACCGCCCGGCCAAGCCUUUGGUUCCAUUUCCUGUGGUCAAGAUGGAGCCAGACACCUGCUUUACCCAGCCCUGCUCUUCCUCCUCUUCCUCCUCCUCCUCUGUGUCCACUCAGGCCUUGCCGGACUUCACCAGCGUCUUCAGCCUGCCCCAGUCGGUGUCCGCAAGCGGCAUCUUUGUCAAGCAAGAGGCACCUUCUGAGAUCCCGCUCUCACUGUAUCAGUUGCCCAUCGGCACCGGAGGCAGCGCAGGGGAGAUGACGACCAUGGCCCACUCCACCUGCGGCACCACCGCAAUCAGCACCAUCCAUGGUGUGGCCAUGUCCACCGGCACCAACUCUGCUUUGGCCUCUCGGCAUGCUGCCAAGCCCUUCCCGGUGGCCUCUCCGAGUGGGUUUGGCUUGCUCGGUGAAUACUACCCCACGCCAAGUGUCCACUUGCCCCCGUCACCCCCCAACUCUCAGCCUGGGAGCCCUGAAAACCAGCCGGAGCUGAUCAACGCCCUCUCGCCUCCACCGCCCUACGAAUGCACCUUCGGGCUCAGGGCCCCUGCGCUCAACAAUGGCCUUGGGACCCUCACCCAGGGCCAUGCCGUGCUGCAGACCCCCAAAUACAACCGGAGGAACAACCCCGAGCUGGAGAAGAGGAGGAUUCACCAUUGCGACUAUCCAGGUUGCCCAAAGGUUUACACCAAAAGUUCCCACCUGAAAGCGCACCAGAGGACCCACACCGGUGAGAAGCCCUACAAAUGUACCUGGGAGGGCUGCGACUGGCGCUUUGCCCGCUCGGAUGAACUCACCCGGCAUUACCGCAAGCACACCGGGGCCAAGCCCUUCAAGUGCCUGGCCUGCGGGCGCUGCUUCUCCCGCUCGGACCACCUGGCCCUCCACAUGAAGCGGCACCAGAACUGAACCCCUUCCUCCUCCUCCUCUCCUGGCCUCCUUCCUUCUCUCCCUCUUCCUCUUGCCUCUGCUUUGGACACAGGAACCCAGCAGCGAUCAAAGGCCACUGACAGUCCUGGCAGCCAGCUGAUGCCACAGGAUGUUCUGGGUAGAGGGGUUAUUGCUCCCAGGAAGGAACAGAACCACAGGUGGGAAGCUUCCAUCUCUCCCCUGGACUCUGGAGGAACGUGCUAUUUAUUUCUGCCUCUCUCGGCUUCCUAGGAAAACCUCUGCAUCACCUUGUGCUCUUCAUAAUCCUGCAGGACUUUGGUGGGCUUGCCUUGGCAUGAAACGUCAUCAGUGCAGAAAGGAAGACACUCCCAAAACUCAUUGGCACGAGGUUUCCUCCAAGGCAUUUUUUGCAGAGAGAGAUCCAUAUGCUUCUUUUUGCCAGAAGCAUGUAAACAACAUCCCAGUGAAGGCCUUACCUUUGGAUUGUCAUCUCUUUCUAUGAACCACGGAGGGAAAUAGCGAUGCAGAGAAACCAUAAUGCUGUGCCUGCAGCAUACAACCCUGGGAUGGACUGAGAACCCUCACCUAUUUUGGUGGAUUUCAAAGCCUCUGUGGAAACAGGACUGAAAACAAAGCAAGGAACAAUGUCUUUGUGGGAUGCUUUUCUCACCGUCUCCAGCUUAAAGGCUCAACUGAACUAGAUAGUACUUUCUCUCCUCUUCAGCUUGAGCAUUGGAAACGGACUUGCUCUUUGCUUUGAACUUUUUAGGGAGGAGGAAGACUGGAUGGGCACGGAGGUCCCUUUCCUCACCCUUUUUCCUCGCCCUCAGUUUUGACAAAGGGCUACGUGUCCAGCUUUGCACGUGAAACCAUCCUGUCAUGAUUGUACAUUGUGUCCUUAAAUCCUUCUCGACUUACGGUGGUCCUUCCAGGGGCGUUUCUUGCCCAGUUUAGUUCUGCAGAACCCAAAACAAAGGGUUGCCCAACUCUGAGGGCAUGCCUCCCUUUGCUACAUACCUAUUGCCUUGUGCUCAUCUGUAAUGCAGUGCCUUCAUGAAUCAGCUGGGGUUUUGGGGGAGAUAUGUCUAUCACAUUUCCCAUUUGUUGCCAUUAGAAUAAGUACUGGGAAGGGAUUGAUACACGAGAAUGCAGGAACAUCAAAGGGAUGGUGCCUUUUUGUGCCAAGUCUUCCCUCCGCCUCUCCUUUUCUGUGCCAAAUUGCAUCCCUCCCUUGAGAGGAAAAAAUACACAUUUUCUAUGUAGGAAGAGCAUGGGUUGAGUGUGAGAUCCAUGCUUUUACUUACUUACUUACUUACUUACUUACUUACUUACUUAGGCGAUCCCUCGUUGGCCGAGUAGGAUAGACUUCCAGGAUCAGUAUUCCGGUGGGUCCGUAGGUAACUGUGGAGCCCUGUUCUUGCUCUGCAUGUUCUCCCACAGUGAGGGCAUUGGUUUCCAGGUAGAAGGCGGUCUCAGUCGGGGUUGGCUUGACGCGCCUUCCUCUUGGCACGUUUCUCUCUUUCGCCCUCUAUUCGUGCCUCUUCAAAUUCUGCAGCACUGCUGGUCACAGCUGACCAUCAACUGGAGCGUUCAAGGGUCAGGGCUUCCCAGUUCUCAGUGUCUAUGCCAGAGAUUUUAAGGCUGGCUUUGAGCCCAUCUUUAAAUCUUUUUUUCCUGUCCACCAACAUUGUUUUCCAUUCUUGACUUCAGAGUAGAGCAACUGCUUUGGGAAAUGGUGAUCAGGCAUCCGGACAACGUGGCCGGUCCAGCGGAGUUGAUGGCGGAGGACCAUCGCUUCAAUGCUGGUGGCCUUUGCUUCUUCCAGCACGCUGACGUUUGUCCGCCUGUCUUCCCAAGAGAUUUGUAGGAUUUUCCGGAGGCAGUGCUGAUGGAAUCAUUCCGGGAGUUGCAUGUGAUGUCUGUAGACAGUCCACGUCUCGCAGGCAUAUAGCAGGGUUGGGAGAACAAUAGCUUUAUAAGCAAGCACCUUGAUAUCCCUACGGAUGUCCCAGUCCUCAAACACUCUCUGCUUCAUUUGGAAAAAUGCUGCACUUGCAGAGCUCAGGCGCUGUUGUAUUUCGGUGUCGAUGCAGAAUGUCAGUCACAGUAAGACUCUGGAAGAUCCUGAAGUUGAAAUCAAGCUUGCAGCAACAAUACGCCGGAGACAAAUGAUUUAUUUCCUUCUUUACUCAAUCCCUCAAAGACAGUUCUAAAGUUUCCCACUUAAACACCCUAUAACAGCCCAACUCCCAUCCGCCCUCUAGUGGCCAAACACUGUGUCAACUGCAAUUUCUAUUUCCUUCACAAAACAGUGACUUCUCCACCUCCCUUCUCUAUGACAAAGAACCAAAGCAGCCAGUUCCAGGCUGAUAUAGUGAUCCUGACAGUGGGCAAUUUUGACUAUGUUUUUCUCAUUGUGCAAAGACUGCAAUUCAGGGUGUGUUCUAUGCAAAAUGUGUAGUUAUUGUGCAAAGAAAGAAGUGAUUUCUGUGCAGUUUUCCGUAUGGAAAAUACUUCUAUGCACAAUUUCUCCUUUCCAUAUCGCUUUGUGUGAAGAAAAUGCUCUCUCCUUUGCCAAAAAGGUUGUUGAAUACCAGAUUCCAAGAGUAUCGCAUUGGGGUCCAAUUUAGGGUCUCUCCUGACACCUCUCUCAAUUCUUUUCUUUUCGCCAAAAUUAAAGCACAGACUCUUUGCAAACAUUUGUGGCCUUCUGCCCAUCGUUCCCUGUUCAAAAUGCUACAGCGAACACAAUCAAGGGCUUCUUCGUUCACCCUGAAAGGGUGGGACUUUGUAUAUAGAACUGUACAGAAUUUUGUAUAUGCAAACCAGGAGGGAUAAAGAGUCCCGUGUGUAGUUAUGUGUGCGAGUGUGUUUGGGAGAACCACAAAAAGGAGACCUGCAGGAGGGAAGUGUGCAUUUUGUAAUUUAGACGGAAUUAUGUCGGCAUUUUGUAACAGGACUCUAAGGUUAACAGGAGGGAAGCAUUCCUCCUUCCAAAGACUGAGGCUUCCAAAUGCUUCUGCUUGGUUGUGCCCAACGGAGAGCUUGCAGAAUACUACAAUUCGGGUACUUUGGUGUGUAAUAUUGGUUGCAAAGGGAUACGGGGAGGCAAUAUGGCCCAUAGAAGUCCCAAAAAACAGUGACAUAUGCAGCCUAUAGAGAAUUUGGGGGCAAAAUAUUUAUUGUUGUGUAUUGUAUGGGGCCAGUCAAUGUGUGUGGCUCUUUCUUUGAAAGUCCCAUAUAGCCCCAUAGCCCCCAAUAGUUGCCAUAUAAGGAGAUGUAUAGAUAUAACGGCGCUCCAUGCAGUCAUGCCAGCCACAUGACCUUAGCCACAUGACAACACCGGCUCUUUGGUUUAGAAAUGGAGAUGUGCACCACACCCCAGAGUCGGACACAACUGGACUUAGUGUCAGGGGAAAACCUUUACCUAUAGAUAUAUACAUAUCUAAAUGUAUAUYUUUUGCAGCAGGUUAAACCACUGAGCUGCUGAACUUGUGGACCAAAAGGUUGGCAGUUUGAAUCCGGAGAGUGGGGUGAGCURCUGAUGUUAGCCCCAGCUUCUGCCAACCUAGCAGUUCAAAAACAUYCAGAWGUGAGAUCUAUAGGUACUGCCUUGGUGGGAAGAUAAUGGCACUCCAUGCAGUCAUGCUGGCCACAUGCCCUUGAAGGUGUCUACGGACAARGCCGGCUCUUCGAUUUAGAAAUGGAGAUGAGCACCACACCCCAGAGUCGGACACAACUGGACUUAAUGUCAGGGGAAAACCUUUACCUUUACCUAUAGAUAUAUACAUAUCUAAAUGUAUAUGUAUUUAUAUGUAUUUAUAUGCAUACACAGGAGCCCCCAGUUGUGCAACAGGUUAAACCACUGAGCUGUUGAACUUACUGAUCAAAAGGUUGGCAGUUUGAAUCCGGAGAGCGGGGUGAGCUCCUGCUGUUAGCCCCAGCUUCUGCCAACCUAGCAGUUCGAAAACAUGCAAAUGUGAAAUCAAUAGGUACUACCUUGGUGGGAAGAUAAUGGCACUCCAUGUGGUCAUGCUGGCCACAUGACCUUGAAGGUGUCUACGGACAACGCCGGCUCUUUGGCAUAGAAAUGGAGAUGAGCACGACCCCUGAGUCGGACACGACUAGACUUAAUGUCAAGGGAGCACAUGUACCUUUACUUAUAUGCAUACACACACAUAUAUGGCAUCCAGAAACACUUAAUGCAUUGGUAUCUUUACUCAGACAGUGGGAAUAGGUGAGCGUUAGUUUUCUUUGAGCUGGCACAAAGACUCACACCAAACUCCAGAAGCAAAGAAGGAAGGAGGAUUCGUUCCUUUUCGCCUCACAAGGAGAGCCAUGACUCUCCUUUGGUGGCAUCAUAUGUAAUGGUUGGGAGCAUUGCAUAUAAGACUAGGAUGUCUUUGGAAGAAGGAAUCUUUCUCCUCUGCCAUUUUUUAUUUACUAAAAAGAGAAAAAUAAAAUACAAACAAAACAUCCGGGUUGUGAGUUCCAGUAGGAGCUCUGUGUGUAUAUUGGGUUUUUUUUGGAAUUUAUAUAUAAAACGGAAUAAAAGAUUUGUAUC